Podarcis lilfordi (Lilford's wall lizard) is the source of this 459-nucleotide messenger RNA. The record is from the annotation of a GenBank genome assembly. Lineage: Eukaryota; Metazoa; Chordata; Lepidosauria; Squamata; Lacertidae.
AUGAAGGGGGAAGAGCCCUGCAGUUGCCCCCACAAAUUCCUCUCUUCCCGCUUUGGAAAGGGGUGCUCUGGGGGUUUUCUGGCUGAGCUGGGCUUGUUCGCUACUUGGCCUUUCCUCCUCCAGCCUCCCCCCCCCCAGCACCAGGAGGGCCAGCCCCACUUUGUCUGGGGGCCCCAGCAGUUUCUACCUGGCCAAGGCCUUUCUAUGCCCUCCCCUCUAGGCUUCUGGGAGACCCUCCACUCUCUGCCUGGUCCCAAGCCGGGCUCCUCUCUCAACCCCCCACCACCACCACCGAAACCACUCCAGUGGCCAGCUGUGGGGCCUUGUGGCCCCCCAAGGCCUCGGGCAGAGUGGGCAGGUGGCCCUGGCCCUGCAGUUGGAGCCCCUCGGAUCUCCCCUGGGAAGGAGGGUUUUUUGGCUGGGAUGAUUCUGAGCUUCGCUUCCAAGUCUGUGGGCUGA